AUGGCCCCGGACGACUUUUUCUCUGUUGUCGGGGGUCAUUUGAACCCGAGCAGCGAGCAAUUUGACGACACAAAGUCAUUUGCGGAUGCCAUUGCUGCCCGCUUCAACACAGCCGGAGACAAUGUUCUUACUGCAAGACUUUUUGUAUCACCCCUCCCCUUACUCACUCUCCCCGACCAACUUCAUCAGUCAUCCUCGUCGUCGUUGUUCACUCCAAUACAUCCUCGGCUGCUUUCUACCUGGCUCGAUGACCCCCGGACUCUUAUUGUCGAUAUCCGACCACAUGCCGCCUAUGCGACAGCUCGAUUAACCCGCGCCAUCUCCCUUUCGGUCCCAUCCACGCUGUUAAAGCGUCCGCUGUUCUCUCUCCAGCGACUUUCCGCCAUGUUGCCGUCUGUUUCCUCUCGCACUCGCUUCUCAGCAUGGCGCAAUGCUUCUAGAAUCGUUGUCUAUGACGCCGACUCCACAACCAUUGGAGAAACCUCCAACAUAAAUGGAUUGCUCCGGAAGUUCAAGGCAGAAGCGCCUGAUGUAGAGAUUCCUCUCGCUUGGGUUGUUGGGGGCUUCCAGGCGAUUUGGGUCACCCGUCGCGAUCUUAUUGAAUCAAGUUCUCCGACUACGGAACCCGAGACUGAAGACGAUGAUAUCGAGGAAAGCGAUAAGCUUGUUCCCAAGCAACGUGUUCUCAGGGCACACAAUCUUCCACGGGCUGCGUUCUCCAUGACCAGUACCACACAAGGAGUUCAAGCUCCCUCCCUACACAAUCACAAGGUUAACAAUGUUCGUCCAGUGGCGCCCAGCAAGCAGGUAGACGCACCACAAUCAUCUGCCUUCAAUCCUUUCUUCGACUCUGUACGGCAGAACACGGAGCUUGCGCAGGGAAUCACCGAGCGUAUACCACUUCGUCUACCCCGACGAGUCCGUAGGCGGAUAUCCGAACUGCCGUUCGAGUGGCUUCGUCAAAUAGCUAACAAGGCAGCUCCCGUGACACCUCCAAUGGAUGCAAUACGUGGCCAACAGGAUUCGAGUGGGGAUGAAAGUAGCGACUCCAGCGUUUCAGAUAUAUAUCGAGGGCGUCAAUUUCUUCCACCUUCAUCUCCAGCUGUUUCGCCCCUACCGACCCUCUCCCCACGACCACGCAAUGCUACCGAAUUGGCACACGAUGCAAGGAUCGACGAAGGAACAGAGUCUUUGGCAAUGCAAUUCUACCGAAUCGAACUCGCGGAGCAGCGGCGGCUCAUGAACGUCCUCCAACAUCAUGCUCGAGAAAGCGGUGAGCCCAAAGCUAGUCCCUCCAAGGUCGAUAAGGCACCGCUUCUCGAAGUCGAUCAGCAAGCGGAACAUUCAAAUGACGACCAUCCAUUUAGUAUUACUGCCGGCGUGGAAAAAGGCAGCAAAAAUCGGUACCGAAACAUUUGGCCUUUCGAGCAUGCAAGGGUUCGUCUUCAUCAGGAAUCCAAACACUCGAAACAACCCCAAAUACCUUUCGGUGAAGAGAAAGUCACUGCGGAACCCAAGCUUGCUGUUUAUGGACACGAUCGAGAAUCAACGAUACUCUCACCAUCACGCCAGCCAUCACCAGAAUAUGACGAUUACGUCAAUGCAUCAUUUGUGCAACCGCUCGGCACGCGUCGGCGCUACAUUGCAACCCAAGGACCCCUGGAGUCAACCUUUGGAGACUUUUGGACACUGUUGUGGCAACAGAACAUCCAUGUAAUCGUGAUGCUCACCAGGGAAGUCGAAGGUGCGGUCAUCAAAUGCGGAAACUAUUGGCAUUCUGGGCGCUAUGGGCCUCUACGAGUCGAGCUGCUCGGGUGCUCUGCGAAGGGUUGCACCGGCGUUUGCAGCAUUUGUGGUGGAGUAGACUCUGAUGCCAUCAAUGGUGGCGGUGAUGGCUUCUUCUCCCAUAUGCGCAAACCCCAGGCUACUCGAACAACAACACAAUUAGUCAAACGCACAAUCCGCCUAACUCACGAAGCCCAUCCCAGCGCUCCACCUCGCCGUAUAGUCCAAUUACAAUACCUUGGAUGGCCUGACAUGAAUGUCCCCGAAGAUGCGCGUGGUGUUCUUAGUCUCGUUUGGGAAGUGGCCAAAGUUGUGGACGAUAUCGAGCGGGACUCUCCAAACGUAAAUCUCGCAGACUUCGACGGCACUGGUGAUUCGGACAUGGACGAAAAGACAGGGGUAUUACGACGGGCAAUUCGUGAUGGGAAUGCUGCAGCUCCAGUCCUGCUACAUUGUAGCGCGGGAGUCGGUCGUACCGGUGGUUUUAUCAUCGUCGAUGCAAUACUCGAUGCUAUACGGCUGGAACUCAGGGAAAUGUUCGCCAAUGGAACCUCGGAACGCGUGAGCAGUGGAGGACUGUCUCGCAGUGGAAGUGACAGCCCGAGUGGCAGCGAAAGCUUCGCCGUUCCGCCCAGCUUUGAAGGAAGUGGAAGCUUCAGUGGAAGUGGUAGUGGAAGUGGAAGUGGAAGCGGUAGUGGAAGCGGAAGCGGAAUGGGUGCAUUGGUUGCGCGUAUUCGCGGUGGCGGGCUCAACGGUGCCACCUCCAGUAUGGAUAGCAUGGAAAUUGAUCCUAUCAAGCCCAGCCCAACUCCAAUGAUCGUUGACGAGGACAUCCAGCUAGGCAUGGACGAUAUGGGUGAAACACGAAGAUGGGCGCAACGUGUUGCUGACACCGGCAUUAUCUCAGCAUUCGCACCCUCCUUGUUUCCCAAUUCAGCGGCGUCCAGCCAAACCUCACUACCCUUAUCCUUUCCAUCAACACCCGCGCUCCCUUCUUUGGCGCCCCCAUUCCAGCUUCAACUUCCAGCACAGCGUUCACCAUUUCGACUUGCAGCACCACCCACACGCAGUUUACCGGCUUUACAAAAUCUCGAACCACAAGUCAGCAGUACAGAUGAGGAGUCCACAGGAGAGCCUGGUCGCAUUUCAUUCUCCAAGUCCUCGUCUUUAUCCGCUCGUCGCAAUCUUGAAUACCGUUUACGCACAACAUCAGAGCCUUCUGCUCUCAACGAUGCCAGCGCUCCUGUCGAACGUCCUUUGUCGAUGAAUAAACGGCCACCUGAGCUCGGGCUCGCCCAUUCGUUCGGGUUGCAUCGCAGCAUUAAGUCAGCCGACAGUGCUGACGUAACGCCACAAGACCCAACAGAUCGCUCUGUUGCUCCGCGACCAGCAGACUACAAACAACCACGAGCCCUCCAUUGGCACGGCGGUCCGGCACCCCUCCGCCUGAGCACUUUAGACAACCCAAUUUCGGACGUCUUGCAGGAUAUGCGUGAGCAGAGGAUGAGCCUUUGUCAGAGCUUGCGGCAGUAUGUGUUUGUACAUGCGGCAAUCAUUGAGGGAGCGUUGAUGGUUGCCGACGAAGAGCGGAUCCGGGCCAAGGUCGCGUUAAGAUUGCCUCGCGUCGGAGCAUUGAGCCCGAGGGGGUCACGACCGAGGCUGGUAUUGAACGCGAAUGAAGAUGACAUGCAAAGCUCGCCAAGUACGGGGAAGAGGCUGGCCAGUCCGACAGAGCUUCAGCGCGAGGACAAGAGGGGCGAGAUUGCGUUGUCGAAACGGCCCAGCAUCAAACGCAAGACCGACAGCGACGAGGACCGCCGAGUACCAUUGCCUACGUUUCCGCCCCCUUGA
This is a messenger RNA of Mycena indigotica, 3636 nucleotides long. RefSeq lists its product as uncharacterized. The record is from RefSeq and is a predicted model, not a curated record. Gene Ontology annotation, biological process: protein dephosphorylation. The coding region runs from base 1 to 3636 and encodes 1211 amino acids. The transcript is spliced from 4 exons. NCBI's taxonomy places the organism in Eukaryota, Fungi, Basidiomycota, Agaricomycetes, Agaricales, Mycenaceae. Gene Ontology annotation, molecular function: protein tyrosine phosphatase activity.